GGAUUCUUUAAAAAUAACAUUUUCAAGUGUUAACCAAGAUAUAACAACUGUUUCACAAUACCACCACACCACCAAGACAUAAAAGUAGCCACAAAAACGAAGAGCAGCAAAAUUGCAGUUCUCUCUUUAUGUCUGGCACAUGGACACUCUUUUAGUCAGCAUUAUGACAAAGUUCAUUGUUGUUGUGUUCCUGUUACUCCACACAUCGGCUUCCUCUUCGUCCUCCUCUUCCUCUUCUCCUGGAGCAGCAGGCAUGUUGAAACAACUGUUUCAAUACAUAGAUGACCACCAAAAUCAGUUUGUUCAGAGGCUGAGGGAGUGGGUUGCUGUUCAGAGUGACUCAGGAGAUCACACAAAAUGGGGAGAAGUUGAAAGGAUCCUGAACAUGACAGCAGUGAGGAUCCAAGAGAUGGGAGGCACAGUGGACUUUGCAGAUGUAGGCACACAUCAGCUGCCCAGUGGGGAGACAGUGUCACUUCCACCGGUGAUACUGGCUGAGUUUGAGAGGGACCCAAAGAAAGCUACUCUCUGUAUCUACGGCCAUGUGGAUGUCCAGCCAGCCAAGAUGGCGGAUGGCUGGACCACUGACCCCUUCAAUCUAACAGAAAUCAAAGGUAACCUGUAUGGGCGAGGGGCCACGGACAACAAAGGGCCGGUCCUGGCCUGGCUUCAUGCUGUUGAGUCCUACCAGGCCACAGAGAAGGAGAUACCAGUGAAUAUAAAACUCAUCAUUGAGGGUCUGGAGGAGGUGGGCUCAUACGGUCUGUUGGAGUUGACCAGGAAGAUAAACAACAGCUUAUUUGCAGAUGUGGACUUCAUAGUGAUCUCUGACAACGUGUGGGCAACCAGAAACCCAGCCCUGACCUAUGGAACCAGAGGGAGCAGCUAUUUCUUUGUGGAGGUUGAUGGCCCUAAACUGGACUUCCAUUCUGGAGUGUAUGGGGGUUCUAUCCAGGAGCCCAUGUCAGAUCUGAUAGCCUUACUGGGAAGUCUGUUGGACCACACAGGUAAGAUCCUGGUUCCUGGGGUCACUGAUGAUGUCGCUCCCCUCACUGAGGAUGAGAGGAAUCUCUAUGACAACAUCAGCUUUGACCUGGAGGAGAUGAAGAGUGUGGCUGGGAUCAAACACUUCCUACAGGACACUAAGGAGGAAGUCCUCAUGGCUCGAUGGCGUAACCCAUCCUUGUCCAUCCACGGGAUCCAGGGGGCCUUCUCAGAACCAGGCACCAAAACUGUCAUCCCCAAACAGGUCACAGGGAAGUUCUCCAUCCGACAGGUCCCCAACAUGGACCCUCCAGAUGUGGAGAGGAAGGUGAAGGAGCACCUUCAGCAGGUCUUCUCCACUCUAAAAAGCCCUAACAGGCUGAGGGUGACCGCAACUGUUGGGGCUAAACCAUGGGUGGCUAACCUGAAGGACCCACAGUACGUUGCCGGACAAAGGGCAGUCAGAGAGGUGUUUGGAGUGGAACCGGAGCUGAUCCGUGAGGGCUCCACCAUCCCCAUCGCUCAGAACUUCCAAGAGGAGACAGGCAAGAGUUUGAUGAUGCUGCCUAUAGGAGGCCAUGAUGAUGGAGAGCACUCUCAGAACGAGAAGAUCAGCAGGUACAACUACAUUGAGGGGACGAAGCUGUUUGCUGCUUAUAUGUAUGAGCUUUCACUAGUAAAGUAGGUGCAGGAUAUAUUUCCAUCCAAGCUGUGACCAUGAUAAAUAUGCUGUAGGUGACAGCAUUGUGCUAAUUGAGUGCCCGGGUUUACAUCAAUAAUGUCUGAUUCCAUGCUAAAAACUCCACUCUCCCAGGGUGUCUCAGGGGGAGUGGGAUAUGCAAACAACACAUGUCCAUUUCACUACACAAUGGAUAGGUUACACACUUGUACAUGUGUGUAACAGGAAAAAUAUAACCACCCCUAUUCGACCUUUGAACAGGUAUUAUUACAUAGCCUGAAUGAGGGUUAUUGCAUAAGUACAACCUUUUAGCCCCCUCUAGAAUACCUAUUUCUACUAUUUGUAUUUUUUGCAUGUAUUCUACUGUAUUCUACUGUGGAUGAACUAAUAAAGGGGGCAAAUGGUGGUA
Molecule: messenger RNA, 2072 nt
Organism: Oncorhynchus keta (chum salmon)
Lineage: Eukaryota; Metazoa; Chordata; Actinopteri; Salmoniformes; Salmonidae
Product: beta-Ala-His dipeptidase-like
Exons: 12
Coding region: 140-1669 (509 amino acids)
Biological process (GO): proteolysis
Cellular component (GO): cytosol
Molecular function (GO): dipeptidase activity
Source: RefSeq, a predicted model, not a curated record